Monomorium pharaonis (pharaoh ant) is the source of this 3596-nucleotide messenger RNA. RefSeq names its product nuclear export mediator factor NEMF homolog (gene Clbn). Gene Ontology annotation, cellular component: RQC complex. Gene Ontology annotation, molecular function: ribosomal large subunit binding; tRNA binding. Lineage: Eukaryota; Metazoa; Arthropoda; Insecta; Hymenoptera; Formicidae. The coding region runs from base 135 to 3077 and encodes 980 amino acids. The transcript has 10 exons. Gene Ontology annotation, biological process: rescue of stalled cytosolic ribosome; ribosome-associated ubiquitin-dependent protein catabolic process. The record is from RefSeq and is a predicted model, not a curated record.
UUUUGUUCAUUUCACAUGAGUAUUCUCUUGCCAAGUAGAGUCAUAUUGUGAGAGCCAGCAAGAUAGGUUAAACUGUCAGAGCGUGUCAAACUAUCACCGUUUGGCUAAAGUUUUCAAGGAGAAUCUAUUUCAAAAUGAAGACACGGUUUAACACUUACGAUCUUGUAUGUUCAGUAACUGAACUACAAAGACUCAUUGGCAUGCGUGUUAAUCAAAUAUAUGACAUAGACCACCGUACAUAUCUCAUACGUUUUCAACGUAGCGAAGAAAAAUGUGUACUUUUGCUGGAAUCUGGUAACAGAAUUCAUACCACAAAUUUUGAGUGGCCAAAGAAUAUUGCCCCUUCUGGUUUCUCCAUGAAGAUGCGUAAACAUCUUAAGAACAAGAGAUUAGAGAGUCUAAUGCAAGUCGGUACGGAUCGAAUAAUAAAAUUACAAUUUGGAACCGGUGAAGCUGCUUACCAUAUAAUUUUAGAGGUGUACGAUCGUGGUAAUAUAAUCCUUACUGAUUAUGAAAUGGUAAUUUUAAAUGUGUUAAGGCCUCACACAGAAGGAGAUAAGAUUAGAUUUGCAGUAAGAGAAAAAUAUCCAUUAGACAGAGCUCAUUCCACAACUAUGCCACCUAUAGAUGUUAUCCGUGAGCAUAUUCAGAAAGCUAAGGAGGGAGAUAGUCUUAAAAAAGUGUUAAAUCCUCUAUUAGAAUUUGGUUCGGCUGUGAUUGAUCAUGUUCUGCUCAAAGCAGGAUUCAAUCUUGGUUGCAAAAUUGGAAAAGAUUUCAAUGUCAUUGAAGAUAUGUCAAAAUUAACUCUAGCGCUCGACAAUGCGAAUAACAUGAUAAAUCUUGCAAAGAAAAAUGUAUCAAAAGGAUACAUUCUACAGAAAAAAGAAACGAAAGUGACUCAGGAUGGCAAGGAAGAUUUUAUAUUUGCUAAUAUCGAAUUUCAUCCUUUCUUGUUUGAACAAUACAAUAAUCAGCCAUACAAAGAAUUUGAUUCUUUUGAUGCCGCAGUAGAUGAAUAUUUCUCUAUGAUGGAAGGACAAAAGAUAGACUUGAAGGCAUUACAGCAGGAAAGAGAGGCUUUGCAAAAAUUAGAGAGAGUAAGAAAAGAUCACAAUCAGAGAUUGAUUACAUUAGAAAAGACACAGGAAUUAGAUAAACAAAAAGCAGAAUUGAUCUCAAGGAAUCAGGCUCUAGUGGAUAAUGCUAUACUAGCCAUACAAAGCGCCUUGGCAAAUCAGAUGUCUUGGCCGGAUAUUCAAGUUUUGUUAAAGGAAGCUCAAGCCAGGGGUGACUCAGUCGCUUCUGCUAUAAAACAAUUAAAAUUAGAAACAAAUCAUAUCGCUCUACUGUUGCACGAUCCUUACGAAGAUAGCGAUGAGGAAUCCGAGCUUAAACCAAUGAUUAUUGACAUAGAUUUAGCCCAUACAGCAUUCAGUAACGCCAAGAAAUAUUACAGUCAAAAAAAGUCAGCCGCGAAGAAGCAGCAAAAGACGAUAGAAUCGCAGGGGAAAGCUUUGAAGUCGGCGGAAAAGAAAACAAAGCAAACGUUGAAAGAAGUGCAAACCAUACAUACUAUUAAUAAAUUAAGGAAGACAUACUGGUUUGAAAAAUUUUAUUGGUUUAUUACAUCCGAAAAUUAUUUAGUGAUUGGAGGUAGAGAUCAACAACAAAACGAGUUGAUAGUGAAAAGAUAUUUAAAGGCUGGAGAUUUGUAUGUCCAUGCCGAUUUAACUGGUGCUAGUUCUGUCGUAAUAAAAAAUCCCAGUGGCAAUCCUGUACCGCCAAAAUCAUUAGCAGAAGCAGGUACAAUGGCUGUUGCAUACAGCAUAGCGUGGGAUUCGAAAGUAAUAGCUAGUGCAUGGUGGGUGCAUCAUGAUCAAGUAUCCAAGAGUGCACCUACUGGAGAAUAUCUUACUACUGGAUCCUUCAUGAUACGUGGGAAAAAAAACUAUCUGACACAAAGUCAAUUAAUUAUGGGAUUAGGCAUCAUGUUUCGUCUGGAGGACAGUUCUAUAGAACGACAUAAGGAUGAGAGGAGAGUGAAAACAAUAGAUGAGGAAAGUGAAAAAGCAGAUUCGAUAAUUGAAGAUGAUAAGGAAAUAGAAUUGGAAGGCGAUUCAGAUGAAGAUGAAAAUCUAGAGAACAAAAGCACAUUAAAUCCAAUUCAGGAGGAGGAUCCAGAGAAAUCAGAAUUUCAUAAUGAUAGUGCUAAGAAAGAUGUUCAUGAAGAAGACGAAGAAGACACAAAAUAUCAAUUUCCUGAUACACAAAUUAAAAUUGAUCUUUCAGGCCCAACGGUAAAACUACAUGUUGAUAAUAAUCAGCCCUUAAUACAAUUCCAAGAGGACACGAAAGAAAAUGUAAUUUACUUAGGAGAUGAUAAGCCUGUUAUAAUAAAUACAUCAAAAGAGAAACAUACAAAAACAAAACAAAAAAUUAAAAAUUCAAAAGAACCGGAAACAGAAAAAAUCGAAAAAAAUGAUAAUGAAAGUGAUAACAAAAAAGGAGAUCAACCAGUAUUAAAACGAGGACAAAAGGGGAAAUUAAAGAAAAUGAAAGAAAAGUAUAAGGAUCAGGAUGAGGAAGAUAGAAGACUUUCGAUGCUUGUUUUACAGUCGGCAGGUGCAGCCAAGGAAGACAAAAGAAAAAAUAGAGCUAAAGAUUCAUCAGGUCCAAAACAAGGAAAGAAAAAAACAAAUCCAAAACCAAACAUUCCACCACAAUCCACGCACAUGAUGGAUAAUGUUGAUGACGAAGACACGGGUCCAAUUCCUGAAGUCGAUAUGCUCGAUCAAUUAACAGGAAAACCUUUUUCAGAAGAUGAAUUAUUAUUUGCUGUUCCUGUGGUGGCACCUUAUAAUACAUUACAAAAUUACAAGUUCAAGGUAAAAUUGACACCUGGUAUUGGAAAAAGAGGCAAAGCUGCCAAAACAGCUAUAGCUGUAUUUCUCCGAGACAAAGAAAUUUCUUCACGUGAAAAAGACCUAUUAAAAGCAAUUAAAGAUGAGACAAUAGCUAGGAAUAUACCUGGAAAAGUGAAAAUAAGCGCCCCUCAAAUUCAAAAAUUAAAAAAAUAAUUGUCUGAAAAUGUUUUUUUCUUUUUCAAUUCAAAUAAUUGCUGGUACUUUAUUUACUUGCAAUGUGUGAAAUCUACUUGUUUAGAAACUUGUGCAUUUUCUUUUAAUUACGUACUUGCAUAUAAAUAUUAAUUGACAAAAAUAUAUUUUUAAAAUAAAAUAUUUACAAUUAGUAAUAAUUAUCAUAAACGUUCAAAUCCAAAGACCCAUUUGGAUAUAGUCAGUGGAUAUGUAUAAUAUGUAAAUAUGCACAAUCUUUUUAAGGCAGUUUAAUUUUAUAAUCAUUCAAUUAUAUUUUAAAACUUUAUUGCCUGGAAACAUGCAGAAAAAUGUUUGAUAUCUUAUGUGUUCAAUAAAUUAAAUUGAAACCCCCUAAACUGUUUUUUCUAUGAUGCUAUUAUAAUCUACGAAAUUAAAGAGCCUGUUAUACAAUGAAACAUUUUAUUAUUUAUUAUCACGGUAUUUUAAGUGCUCUGUAUUUCGGCACAUACAAAAAUAAACAUGGUUCAACAAUGUGCA